This is a messenger RNA of Naegleria lovaniensis, 579 nucleotides long. RefSeq lists its product as uncharacterized. Gene Ontology annotation, cellular component: membrane. The record is from RefSeq and is a predicted model, not a curated record. NCBI's taxonomy places the organism in Eukaryota, Heterolobosea, Eutetramitea, Acrasida, Naegleriidae. The transcript is spliced from 2 exons. Bases 1 to 579 code for a protein of 192 amino acids.
AUGCCCAAGAAACAAGACAGUACUUCCACUCCGCCUUCUGUUUCUGCUACUUCCACUGCGAGUACCGUGGAGGCGAAGAAGGUCAAAGAUCAAUCAUCAUCAUCAUCGGCCAGACCAAAGAUGAAUGAAUAUGUCAAUGUUUCAAUCACUGUGGCUAACAUUCCAUACAUUGCCUUGUUGAUCGCCUUUGCUUACACCAUGACUUCUAAAUUGCCAGUCAUUUUGGGACAAAUUAUUGAAGGUAAUGGAAAGUUGGAUAAUUCCACACCAAGAGAACAACAAGCGAGAAUGACUGGAUUUGGUUCAAGAGCCGACGGAGCUCACAAAAAUGCAUUCGAAGCCUUGACUGGAUUUGGUAUUAUUGUUGCUGUCACAUUGUUUAGAAUUGGAUCCAACACUGAUGCUCGCUCUUUGGAGUUGGCUGCUUCUUUGGUAAAGGAAAGCAUUUUCUUUGUCAUUGCAAGAACCAUUUUCCAAGUGUGGUAUCCAUUGGGUUUGCCAUCUUUUGUUAGAACCAUUAUUUGGGCAUUUGGAUGGAUGAGCGUUUUGCAACUCUACAUUAACAAUGCUACUUUUUAA